AUGGGCCUUCCUCAGCGGUCUCUACCUCAGGCCCUGCAAAUGCAAACGUUAGGAAUGGACCUGCACCCCUCAUUUCCCCAGCAGUUUUGUGAAAGGGAUCCCAAAGAACCCCCGAGCACAGUUCUCCUUUGCAGUACCCCUUCCCCAAAUGAGCCUACACUGCAGGCUCCUGGCCACACUACCGAACCAUCCAUUCUGCUAGGCACCAGGAAGCCAGAAAAGAGCCUGAAUCCCCGUGUCCUUGUUCUCAAAGCAGCUCGUUUCAUGUCUCCAAAUUCCCUUCCAGCACGGGAAGUCUCCAUAAUCAAGAAAUUCACCUGA
Molecule: messenger RNA, 321 nt
Organism: Rangifer tarandus platyrhynchus (Svalbard reindeer)
Lineage: Eukaryota; Metazoa; Chordata; Mammalia; Artiodactyla; Cervidae
Source: the annotation of a GenBank genome assembly